AUGAAGAGAAACCACAUUACCGAGAUACAUUUGGCCACACGACUGAGAGUUUUUCAAACUGAAAACUUGUUUGACAAUUUCAGUAACACUUAUGUCGUCAAAAUAGAUGGAAUUACUGAUCGAACGAGUACAUAUUGUACUUUUGAAGAAACAUUUGCAUGCUUAUUGGAGGAAGAACAAAUAUUGGGGGAUGAUCCAACAAGCUCUGCUCUUAAAGUCCAGCUGCUGGCGUCCUUUUCGCUUCUUAUUGGUAAUGCUAACAGCAAAAAGGGCGAAAGCGAGUUCCUGGUGCUUAAACCAGAUGACCCGGCCGUCUUGGAGACUGUCCAUGCCACUGGGUUCAGAUGGCUGCAACAAAGUUUUAUGGGCCGAGAGCUUUCGCGACUUCCUUACGUUAAAAUUUUCCUGCGUCUGUUUUGCGCACUAUUACCGGUGGCAGGAGACCUUUUAAAGACCUGCGGCGAAGGUUACACAGGUGACGAAGAUAGAUUCAAGACGGAAUUGGAAGCCUCUACUUCCGGGGUGACUGAACAACUCUAUUUAAGACUAACACUACUCAUUUCGAACGAGGAAAGGCCUAAAAAAGGUGGCCUAAAAAUUGCUUGUUCCCAACCUUUUUUCAAAUGGGUAACCGCGCUUAUUGGUUAUCUUCCUUAG
This is a messenger RNA of Helobdella robusta, 657 nucleotides long. RefSeq lists its product as hypothetical. The coding region runs from base 1 to 657 and encodes 218 amino acids. The transcript has 5 exons. The record is from RefSeq and is a predicted model, not a curated record. NCBI's taxonomy places the organism in Eukaryota, Metazoa, Annelida, Clitellata, Rhynchobdellida, Glossiphoniidae.